CCCAAGGGGUUUUCAUCCAGACUGUUUUGCUGUCUGCUGCUCUCAGUUCUGCUGCUCGUGUGUGCUCUGUACGCGUGCACUUCGGGGAGUGUUUCUACAGCAGCGUAGCGCCAAUGAGCAGCUCUUUGCUCUCUGUCUGUUUCUGUCGAAAAUCGGAUCGGGGUUCGAUAAACGCCAGUUAAUCACGGUUGUAGUCGCAAAUCCCCACUAAAUCACAACAACGUCUCUCGUUUUGCACCGGCUCUCUUUUAACUCCAGAAAAAAGAGAACACACAUCAACGCAUUUGAAGAGGCUGACACGGUGAAUGAAUGUAGUGCACUCACGUACAGUGAGUGCUGUGUACAGUGGAGCCAGAAGGGGAAAUCAUGUUGAGGAAACGAAACCUAAAGCGCCACAACGUGAAAGCAGUUCUCUAUUUCAGGAGAAUAAUAACACACAUUAAAUAAACAGAGACAGACAGACAGAAACAACAACAAGGAAUGGCCUCUGCUAUCACUUCCUGGUCUGGAGAGAACUUUUCAUGUCCGAUCUGUCUGGAUGUGUUCAGCAGUCCAGUUUCCACUCCAUGUGGACACAACUACUGCAGAACCUGUAUUACUAAGUUCUGGGAUGGACAAGUCAAGCACAAAUGUCCUGUUUGCAACAAGCUUUUCCACAGAAGACCUGAUCUACAGGUCAAUACCCUCUUAAAAGGGAUGGUUGAUCAGUUUGGAACGUCCGAACGGGUAAAAGAGCAGCUUUAUGUUAAACCAGGAGAAGUUCCCUGUGACUUCUGUAUUGGGAUCCAGCUGAAGGCCGUGAAGUCCUGCCUAGAGUGUUUCAUGUCUUUCUGCCAAACCCACCUGGAGCCACAUCAGAGAGUCGCAGUCCUGAAGAAACAUCGGCUGGUCGAGCCUAUGGAACGUCUAGAAGACAGGAUUUGUAAGAAACAUGACAGACUUCUGGAGCUCUUCUGCCAGACUGAACAGGUGUGUGUGUGUCAGUUCUGCACAGAGACAGGCCACAAGUCCCAUCCUGUUAUACCUCUAAAGGAGGAAUAUGAAGUGAAAAUGGCCCAGCUGGGGAAGAUAGAGGCUGAAGUUCAGCAGAUGAUCCAGGAGAGACAAAAAAAUAUUCAGGAGAUUAAAGACACAGUAAAAUGCAGCAAAGCAGAUGCAGACAGGGAAAUAGCUGAUGGUUUGCAGGUCAUCACUGCUCUGAUGCGCUGCAUUGAAAAGUGCAAGGAUGAUCUCAACCAAAUGGUUAAAGAGAGACUGAAAUCCAAAGAGAAACAUGCUGAAGACCUCAUCAAAAAGCUGGAGCAGGAAAUAGAAGAUUUGACCAAUAGAAGCUCAGAGCUGAAGCAGCUCUCGCACACUGAAGACCACCUCAACUUCCUCCAGGCCUUCAGAUCCCUGAAGGAUCCUCCACACACCAGGGACUGGACGACAGUGGAGGUCCGUCCUCCAUCAUACGUAGGGACCUUGAGGAGAUCCCUGGAUCAGCUGGAGGAGACACUGAACAUGGAGAUGGAGAUGCUGUGUGAUGCUGAACUGAAGAGGGUCCAGCAGUAUGAAGUAGAUGUGACUCUGGAUCCUAAUACAGCUGAUCGCCAUCUCAUCUUGUCUGAGGAUGGGAAACAAGUACAUAAUGGAGGUGUAAGGAAGAAGCUCCCAGACAACCCUAAGAGAUUUACAAAGAAGAUACAUGUGCUUACGAGGCAGAGCUUCUCCUCAGGGAGAUUUUACUUUGAGGUCCAGGUUAAAGACAAGACUCAAUGGUAUUUAGGAGUGGCCAGAGAGUCCAUCAACAGAAAAGUAGAGAUCAUAGUGACCCCUGAGAAUGGUUACUGGACUCUUUUCUACUACAAGGAUGGGUUGGUAUUCAUUGAUAACCCUGUUGUCCAUCUCCCUCUGAGAGCUGAGCUCCAGAAGGUGGGGGUGUUUGUUGAUUAUGAUGAGGGUCUGGUCUCCUUCUAUGAUGUGGAAGCCAGGGAUCAUCUCUACUCUGCUACUGGCUGCACCUUUAGUGAGCCUCUCUAUCCAAUCCUCUGCCCAGGCCGCCAUGAUUAUGAAAGUAACAACUCCGCCCCCCUGAUCAUCUCACCCGUCAAUCAAACAGACUAGGACCUUUGUUUGAUAAUAAAAUAAUCAAGCAACCAAAACAACUAAGGUUGUUUCCUGAAUUAGAAUUUCUACUAUGUGAGAUCUGAGAGAACUGCAUUAUUUGCAUUAAUUGCAGUCGGACCUGACCCAAAGCAAUCGUUAUCUUUAUUCGGCUCCGCCACUUCGGCCUUGGAAGGCUGAUAUCUCUCCACUCCCCUGGUUGUUAUGCAGACAGAUGCCCUGCCACCCCUCCCCCCAUCCUCCACCUCCCGUGAACUUUGUCUCUGGUUCGGAACUCUUCGUGGUCGUCUCCACGGCGACGGCCGUGUCCUCGUCACCAGCAUCAGACGGGAGAGACACUGUUUAGUCUGGGUGGAGAUGGAGUCCUUGGGCUCGCUCACACACACACACACUGACAAGACAGAUAACACACACACCCCCUGGACUCACCGCCUACUGGACUCCCUCCCCCUCUCCGUCCCUCGUUACAGUACAGUACGCCGUGAGUGAUGCGAUGCGCCCGUUGGCUGCGUCCUCCUCCCGGGGUCUGAGCUGUGACACCUCCCCUCCCCGAUAUCCUUCCCCCCUCCCACAUGUGUUUGUGAUGCUUUUGAUAUGUUGCUUAUGUGUUGAGGUGUUUUUUGCUAAUCCCUACACUGUGCCCCCCUUAGAGGAGCAUAGUUUGGGGUAUUGGCUUUUUUUUCCCUUGCCACCCUCUUGUUUAGCUUUUUUAAUUUUCUUAUCUAACGCGGGCCGCAUGUUUCUUAUCUAACGAGCGCCUGACAGUCUCUCCGUCCUGUCUCCCCAAACUGUCUUUUAUGUUUCUUGGACGGAAUGUAACUGGUAUUUUUCGUUGCUCUGCAACAUGUGCAAUGACAAUAAAGUAUAUUGAUUGAU
Gadus morhua (Atlantic cod) is the source of this 2982-nucleotide messenger RNA. RefSeq names its product E3 ubiquitin-protein ligase TRIM39-like. Gene Ontology annotation, molecular function: protein binding; zinc ion binding. NCBI's taxonomy places the organism in Eukaryota, Metazoa, Chordata, Actinopteri, Gadiformes, Gadidae. The record is from RefSeq and is a predicted model, not a curated record. Bases 481 to 2106 code for a protein of 541 amino acids. The transcript has 2 exons.